Messenger RNA from Bacidia gigantensis, 735 nucleotides. RefSeq lists its product as uncharacterized. Lineage: Eukaryota; Fungi; Ascomycota; Lecanoromycetes; Lecanorales; Ramalinaceae. The transcript has a single exon. The coding region runs from base 1 to 735 and encodes 244 amino acids. The record is from RefSeq and is a predicted model, not a curated record. Gene Ontology annotation, cellular component: cytoplasm. Gene Ontology annotation, molecular function: N-terminal protein N-methyltransferase activity. Gene Ontology annotation, biological process: N-terminal protein amino acid methylation.
AUGGACUCCACUAGAGCCCCAGCCGGUUCACCUGAUGCCCAAAUCUCACCGGGAAAGUCGAUCGCUUACUGGUCCUCGCAUCCUCCGACCGUCAACUCCAUGCUCGGUGGCUAUCCUCAGAUCUCACGUACCGACCUGCGCGGUUCCGCUGCUUUCUGGGCCAAGCUUCUCCGCCAGCAUCCCCCGUCCGCUCCCUCGCCUAUGAUCAGCGUAGACUGUGGCGCUGGCAUUGGCAGGGUGACGGCAGGCUUUUUGAGUGACAUCAGCUCUAUCGUUGACGUGGUCGAGCCUGUCGAGUCAUUUGCAAAGGAGACAGGGAAGCAAAAGCUUGAGGGGCAGGGGACUAUUGGCGAGGUGUUUGUAAAGGGAAUCGAAGACUGGACGCCAGAAAUGGGGAAGUAUGACUUGAUCUGGAAUCAAUGGUGCACCUUAUACUUGACCGACAAGCACUUGGUGGACUAUUUGAAGAGGUGUAGAGAUGCAAUUAAGCGGCCUGAUGGGUGGAUCAUAGUCAAGGAGAACACGACGAAAGAUAUCAGAGACGGUCAUGAUGGUAAGGAUGUAUACGAUGAGGAUGAUAGCAGUGUCACGAGGACAAAUGAGAAGUUGCUCGACAUUUUCCGGGACGCUGGGCUGACCAUCGUCGCAAAUGAGAUUCAGAAGGGGUUCCCUAAGGGAUUGGGACUGUACCCUGUGAGAAUGUACGCUCUAAGACCGGAGGCCAACAAGAAAUGA